Molecule: messenger RNA, 204 nt
Organism: Opisthorchis viverrini
Lineage: Eukaryota; Metazoa; Platyhelminthes; Trematoda; Opisthorchiida; Opisthorchiidae
Exons: 1
Coding region: 1-204 (67 amino acids)
Source: RefSeq, a predicted model, not a curated record
AUGUGCUCGAGAUCACGGAUUCCACUGUUCUCGAAUACGGGAACCUGUCUGUACGAUGUGGCAGGGUUCUGGCUACCUGAAGAUUUGGCUACACCACAGGAAAUCGAUUUUCCGACAGCGGGACGCAUGAACGAUUCCAAACCAAUCACUUUCACCAAACUGACAGGUUCCCUCAGGCAGUUGAGCCGCUUGGACAUUGAGUGA